AUGGCCGGGCACAGGCCACCGAACUGUCCUCAGUCCACAGUCUGCAUCGAGGUGGUGGACUUAUACCUGCUGCCCGAGCCCUUCUCCGGGCUGAUCGCGGGGGAGUUCGGGCCGCUGCUAGUGCUGAGCUGCCGGGUGUGCCUGGAGGAGAAGCCCAUCAAGCCCCUGUCCUGCUGCAAGAAGGCGGUCUGCGAGGAGUGCCUCAAGCGGUACCUCAGCUCCCAGGUGCAGCUGGGACAAGCGGAUAUAAAAUGCCCGAUCACAGAAUGCAGCGAACACCUGGAUGAAACAACCAUCCUCUAUAACCUGCCCCACGAUGACAUCAUCAAGUAUAAAUAUUUUCUGGAACUCAGCCGCAUUGACUCCAGCACCAAGCCGUGCCCUCAGUGCAAGCACUUUACAACCUUCCGGAGGAGAGGCCACAUUCCUACCCCUGCCAAAUUGGAGAACAAAUACAAAAUCCAGUGUCCAUCUUGCCAAUUUGUCUGGUGUUUCAAGUGCCACUCUCCCUGGCAUGAAGGCGUUAACUGCAAAGAAUACAAGAAGGGAGACAAGCUGUUGCGUCACUGGGCCAACGAAAUCGAACACGGGCAGAGGAAUGCCCAGAAGUGUCCAAAAUGCAAGAUCCACAUCCAGAGAACAGAAGGGUGUGACCACAUGACCUGUUCCCAGUGUAACACUAAUUUCUGUUACCGUUGUGGGGAGAGAUACCGCCAGCUCCGGUUCUUUGGAGAUCACACCUCAAACCUCAGUAUCUUUGGAUGCAAAUACCGCUACCUCCCCGAGAGACCACAUUUAAGAAGAUUAGUGCGAGGCUCUGUCUGUGCUGGAAAAUUGCUCAUUACACCCCUAAUACUGGUUCUGGGGCUGGCACUGGGAGCCAUAGCUGUUGUAAUAGGUUUAUUUGUGUUUCCUAUCUAUUGCCUUUGUAAAAAGCAGAGGAAAAGGUCACGGACAGGUAUGCCCUGGUAAGGAUGGAGCUUGCUCACCUGAACUGAGCUGGUCCUGCAAGGGCUAUACAUGCUUUGUGCAACAGAGCAAUACAGUGCUGGUAACAGCAUCAAAGCCACCGCCCUGGAAGAAGAAUGGGGGAUCUCCUGCCAUCUUCCCUUGGCCGAAAACACUACUGCAGAGCAGAAAGCCUCUUUGCUCUGGUGCACUCUGAACAAGAUGGGCCCCCUGACUGCUGCUUUUUAAAUGUUUUGGGGUUUGGUUUUUUUAAUUGUUACUUUGGAGGGGUUUUUCAAAGUCUAAGUUUCUGAACUAGACAAUCAAAGUCUGUAUUGUAGCCACAACUCUACUACCGAUUUGGCCUGUGAAGAAAGCAUUUAACUGCUAACAUGUGCUCCAUUUAACUUCAGUGUCAGCCUUUAAGGGGGAAAUGCUUGGAAGUGUUUGGACUCUUAUUGUAUACUGAGCAUACUACUUUUGGUAUUAAAAACUACUUCUGUAAAUAACUUCCAUCACACAGCAUUCUGUUCAGCAUACCGAAACCCCGUCACAUGCCAGAGCAUGACAGCUGGUUAUCUUCUGAGUCCUCCUGAUAGUGGGCAAGAGUGCAAAUUGCCACCGCCAAACUGCAGUGCCUCAGAGGGAAACAUCCUUAGCAUUGAAGCCCUGCGAUACUUAAAAAAUAUGCUGAUUGGUUUCACUUUGGUAUUUGAUAUAUGUCAGUCUAUUAAUAUUGAUUGGGGGGGUGACAGAUUUGUUAGAGUACAGCAUUUUGAAACUUUCCCAGUACAGAAAAAAAUUUGAAUGGUUCAUAUACAAGACGUAUCAAUGGCCUGUUCUGUCCCAAGAUAUCCCUGAAGUGUGAUGCAGAAGGUACCAGGAAAUGUGUUUGCAGGGAAGCUGGAAACCUGCUCUUCUGUUCUGACUUGGUGUAUAAUGCACAUGCUACACGCCAGUUGUGUGAAGAUUGAGUCGAUGAAAUUUUAUAACCCAAGUAGCAUAUCGUAUUUGUACAUUUGUUCAUUUUAAGUGGGCUACAUAAGUCUUAGAGCAUCUGCUGAUGUCUCAUGAGGAAAAUCUGUGAAUUUUAGGUAAGGGGAUGGGCCGUGAAUUCUUAGGAGACCAUUUUGUUCUUAUUCUCUGCUUCCAGUGUUUUUCCUCCUGGCACAUCACAGAUCUGAAGAGAAUAGCCAUCCUUUUUUCCUAACUUCAGAGUACCAUGUUUGCUGCCAGACCUCUUUCUCAGCAUAUCACCACAAGAGCAAUGUAAUUCAGCGUUAGGAAUCAGCUACUAAUAAUUUUUUCACUUUUAGUUAUAAUCCAAAUUUCUCUUAGAAAUAUAACUUAAAAGAAUAAAAUAAAUUUCUGUAAGCAGAACACUGAAUAAAGAAAGGACCUGAAUAAGAAAUAUCUACUUUAUACUUUAAAAUUACAAGCUGAUCUUAAAGAAAAGAAGAUUGGAUUUGUACUGUGAAGGUACUUUUUUUAGUGUGUGUUUGAAGAUACGAGUGUAUGUGUGUGUAUAUAUAUGGGGAGUGGGGGAAGCAGGGAGAUGGGCAAAGUCCGCUUCAAAAU
Egretta garzetta (little egret) is the source of this 2526-nucleotide messenger RNA. RefSeq names its product ring finger protein 217 (gene RNF217). NCBI's taxonomy places the organism in Eukaryota, Metazoa, Chordata, Aves, Pelecaniformes, Ardeidae. The transcript has 7 exons. Gene Ontology annotation, biological process: protein polyubiquitination; ubiquitin-dependent protein catabolic process; positive regulation of proteasomal ubiquitin-dependent protein catabolic process. The coding region runs from base 1 to 972 and encodes 323 amino acids. The record is from RefSeq and is a predicted model, not a curated record. Gene Ontology annotation, molecular function: ubiquitin conjugating enzyme binding; zinc ion binding; ubiquitin protein ligase activity. Gene Ontology annotation, cellular component: cytoplasm; ubiquitin ligase complex.